UCCACAUUUCUUUAUAUAUCGAAAUAAUAACUAUCAAGUUACCUUGAAAAAUUUAUCGACAGUUGCAUACUGUAGUCCUAACUUGGUUCCACGUAGGCAGCCAAUUCAGUAAGCAUUAAAUAUUUGUUGAUUGAAACAAUGAAUGAAUAUGAAAUUUCAAUUGACAUUCAUUCUAGCAAAUUGCAAGAAUGGUUGAUAAGUAGGAGAAUAGUACCCAAAAAUAUUCAACCUUAUGUUGAAGAUAUUCGUGCAAAAAUAAGUAAUGCCCUGAAUGAUAUGCCAUGUAACGACGGACUUGUAAAACUGUUAUCUGGGAACUAUGUUAAUUAUUUUCAUUGUAAAGAAAUAAUAGAGAUUUUAAAACAAACUGAAAAAGACACGAAAAGUGUUUUUGGAACCUACGGAAGUCAGCGCAUGAAGGAUUGGUUAGAAAUUUUGAAAUUAUACGAAAAACAAAAUAUUUACAUCGGAGAAGCUGCACAAAUUUUUGUACGAAAUUUAAACUACGAAAUCCCGAACAUGAAAAAGCAAAUAGCCAAGUUGGAACAACGAAGUGAAGAAUGUUUAAAAAAAAUUUAUGAUUUUGACAAAACUAAGCAGACUCUUCUGAGUGAACGUGGUCUCUUAUGCCUCCAACUCGGCAUCAAAGGAGAAGAUCUAAAAAAUGAGUUGAAUGAAAAAAUCAAAGAAUUGCCAAAAAUUUAUGAAAAAUCUGUUUCUGAUUUAAAAAAUAUAAUAGAAACUGUUGGUGUGUAUAUAGAAUUAUCAGGAAAUUGCAACUCGAUACCGCUUCUUAAGCAUGUUGCUGAAUUUGGCAAUACCACGGUCUAUCAGUAUUUAAAUAAGGAAGUUCCUUUAAAGAUAGAAAAGAAUUAUGUAAAUUUAAGCAUUGAUUCAAAUCUAUAUGAAAUUGAUUAUCCGAGUAGAAAUUUUGGGAAAACUCUAAAUAUUGAAAAAGAAACAGUACCAAUGGAUUCGCCAUUUGAAUUUACAAGCAUUAUUCGUUUUGAACCAACAGGGGUUACAUCAGCAAAAGGAGCUGAAAAUAAAUUACCAGAAAACAAUAAGGAAGUUACAAAAAUAAAGGAAUUUAAAUGGGCAACUGGUGAUCAAGCAUAUUCAAUAAUGGAUUCUCCAUACUACCGAGAAAAAUUUAUUGAUGAACUAUAUGAAUUAGAGUCCUUCCUAAAGUUACGAGAAUAUGAAAUUAGUCAACAUGAUAUUGGCAACAAUGUAAUAUUUUCAUUAAUGGGUAACAUGUCUUCCCAUGAUCUGAUAAGCGUUCAAAAACAACAGAAACAAUUAGAGCAAAUUAUAGCAAAUGUUCAAAGUGAACAAGCGCAACAUCUGUUUCAGCUUAAGCAUUCUCCCAAAUACACUAAUAUUUUAGUAGGAAAAUUCAAACAAAAGCUCAUUGCUGUUGAAAAAAUAAAAACUGCGCAAGGAUUAUUGAAAGCUAAAUCAGUUGAAUUAAAGAAAGAGAAAGAUCAGUUAAAGCCCUUGCUAACUAAUACAAUUGCUAAAACUAAGUUAUUACAGUCGCAAAUCGAAAGUGAUAUAUCUAAAAGAUAUAAGAAUCGUCCAGUUAAUAUAGUUAGUGGUAUUAACGUUAUCUAAUCAAAUCAUUUUGUCAAAUCAAAUCACUUUUCUAAAUUAAUCUUUUUUUAAGCCAAACAAAAACGUUAUUAUGUGAAGAUAUGGUGGAUUUCAAAAUUUAUUCUUUUAGGAAAAGCAAUAUUUCAAGGAUUUCAGCGUUUUCCAAUUAGCAAAGUUGCAAGGAAUGCUUUUUAAAAUUUCUACAACGUAGAAUAAUUUCUGUCAUAUAAAUAAGUUUUUAAGAAAUAGAAUUCGAGUUUGAAUUUAGAAGGACCCUAUUUAUUUUCUAUUUGAUUACACUGUAUCAAAUAAAACUUUUCAUAAAUCAAUAAAUGACUUUUUGAAAAAAAAUCGAUUUAUUUGUACUAAAAUUUUUAUAGUGCGAAUUGAAACUGGUGUGGUACUAUGGGUCCACAAAUUAGAAAUACUAAAGGUAGGAACAUCUUUGUUUCUAUCUCGCUUACACUCUCUCAUUGAAUUAUUUAUAUCUUUAUGUAGGUAUAAUUUUUAGCGAAUAUUGGUUAAUAUGAUGGUUAUUGCUUGCUGAAGUAGAUGGUAAGCCUUUUCAUCAAAGUAUAUCUAUUAAUAAGUAAUUCGACUCUCCGUCGAAUUACUUAUUAAUAGAUAAUAAAAAAAAUUAGUUAGGAAGCUUUAAAAAAAUAUACGCACAUUUUUAUGUAUCUAAAAUUUUUACGAAUUUUUGAAAACUAUUAUAACAAUUUUUUUUUUGGAAUAUUUCUUUUAACUUUAUAAUAAUAUUUAUCUGUUAUACAUAUAUUAAAAAAAAUAAAACAAAAAAUUUAAA
Molecule: messenger RNA, 2401 nt
Organism: Condylostylus longicornis
Lineage: Eukaryota; Metazoa; Arthropoda; Insecta; Diptera; Dolichopodidae
Product: CDK5RAP3-like protein
Exons: 4
Coding region: 139-1617 (492 amino acids)
Biological process (GO): regulation of mitotic cell cycle; regulation of cyclin-dependent protein serine/threonine kinase activity
Cellular component (GO): endomembrane system
Source: RefSeq, a predicted model, not a curated record